AUGUUUCGGGGUCUGUCCCGCUGUAGCGGGGGCCCGGGCCUCGUCCUUUACGGCUGGCUGACCACGCCCCGCUCCAUGCGCCUGGUCCCCGGCCGGUGGGCCUCGGGCUGGGCUUGUGUCUGGGCGGGAGGGAGCGGGCGGGCUGGCCGCGGAGCUGACCACCGUGUCUUCCCGCCCUGCAGCUUCCUCAUCGUCCUGGUCUGCCUCAUCUUCAGCGUGCUGUCCACCAUCGAGCAGUAUGUCGCCCUGGCCACAGGGACCCUCUUCUGGAUGGAGAUUGUGCUGGUGGUGUUCUUUGGGACGGAAUACGUGGUCCGCCUCUGGUCAGCAGGCUGCCGCAGCAAGUACGUGGGCAUCUGGGGGCGGCUGCGCUUUGCCCGGAAGCCCAUCUCCAUCAUCGACCUCAUCGUGGUCCUGGCCUCCAUGGUUGUCCUCUGCGUGGGCUCCAAAGGGCAGGUGUUCGCCACCUCGGCCAUCAGGGGCAUCCGCUUCCUCCAGAUCCUGAGGAUGCUGCACGUUGACCGCCAGGGAGGCACCUGGAGGCUGCUGGGUUCUGUGGUGUUCAUCCAUCGCCAGGAGCUCAUCACCACCUUGUACAUCGGCUUCCUGGGUCUCAUCUUCUCCUCGUACUUCGUGUACCUGGCCGAGAAGGACGCCGUGAACGAGUCAGGUCAAGUGGAGUUUGGCAGCUACGCGGAUGCCCUGUGGUGGGGGGUGGUCACGGUCACCACCAUCGGCUACGGGGACAAGGUGCCCCAGACGUGGGUCGGGAAGACCAUUGCCUCCUGCUUCUCUGUGUUUGCCAUAUCCUUCUUCGCGCUCCCGGCGGGGAUUCUCGGCUCCGGCUUCGCCCUGAAGGUCCAGCAGAAGCAGAGGCAGAAACACUUCAACAGGCAGAUCCCGGCCGCAGCCUCCCUCAUUCAGACGGCCUGGAGGUGCUAUGCGGCCGAGAACCCCGAGUCCUCCACCUGGAACAUCUACGUCCGGAAACCCACCCGGAGCCACACUCUGCUGUCCCCCAGCCCCAAGCCCAAGAAGUCCGUCAUGGUAAAGAAGAAGAAGUUCAAACUGGACAAGGACAACGGGGUGAGUCCCGGAGAGAAGACGCUCACAGUCCCCCACAUCACAUGCGAGCCCGUGUCAGAAAAGCGGAGGCCAGACCACUUCUCCGUGGACACCUGCGACAGCUCUGUGAAGAGCCCCAUGCUGCUGGAAGUGAGCACGACCCACUUUUUGAGAACCAACAGCGUGGCCGAGGACCUGGAUCUGGAGGGGGAGACGCCGCUGGUCCCCAUCACGCACGUGUCACAGCUGCGGGAGCACCAUCGGGCCACCAUCAAGGUCAUCCGGCGUAUGCAGUAUUUUGUGGCCAAGAAGAAAUUCCAGCAAGCGCGGAAGCCCUACGACGUGCGGGACGUCAUCGAGCAGUACUCCCAGGGCCACCUCAACCUCAUGGUGCGCAUUAAAGAGCUGCAGAGAAGGCUGGACCAGUCCAUCGGGAAGCCGUCCCUUUUCAUCUCUGUCUCAGAAAAGAACAAGGACCGGGGCAGCAACACCAUUGGGGCCCGCCUCAACCGGGUAGAAGACAAGCCGGGGCUGCCGCACCAGAUUUAUCCGGGAGAAGAGAGGAUCAGGCCCCUGUCCGGGGACCUUACACAGGUGGCGCAGCUGGACCAGAGGCUGGUGCUCAUCACGGACAUGCUUCAGCAGCUACUGUCCCUGCACCACGGCGGCCCCCCGGGGAGCCGCCCCCCCAGCGGGGGCGGGGCUCAGGUGCAGCCCUGCGGCCCCACCAACCCCGAGCUCUUCCUGCCGGGCAACGCCCUGCCCACCUACGAGCAGCUGACUGUGCCCCGCAGGGGCCCCGAGGAGGGGUCCUGAUGGGGGCUCGGGGACCCAGGCCCUCGAGGGAAGGCCCGGAGGAGCCCCGGCGGCCCCGGGCCCACCUCCCACCCAGCAGGGGCCCCCUGGGUCACUGGCCCCUCCCUCGCAGGCCCCAGACCA
Molecule: messenger RNA, 2004 nt
Organism: Herpailurus yagouaroundi (jaguarundi)
Lineage: Eukaryota; Metazoa; Chordata; Mammalia; Carnivora; Felidae
Gene: KCNQ1
Product: potassium voltage-gated channel subfamily Q member 1
Exons: 17
Coding region: 1-1881 (626 amino acids)
Biological process (GO): potassium ion transmembrane transport
Cellular component (GO): membrane; voltage-gated potassium channel complex
Molecular function (GO): voltage-gated potassium channel activity
Source: RefSeq, a predicted model, not a curated record